Molecule: messenger RNA, 376 nt
Organism: Austrofundulus limnaeus
Lineage: Eukaryota; Metazoa; Chordata; Actinopteri; Cyprinodontiformes; Rivulidae
Product: zinc finger with UFM1-specific peptidase domain protein
Molecular function (GO): ubiquitin-like protein peptidase activity
Source: RefSeq, a predicted model, not a curated record
AUAAGGUGGUGCCUUGUAUCCCUCGGAUUCAGAGUAUGAUAGAGGAGGCCUGGAAAGAAGGCCUCGACCCUCAGGGUGCAUCCCACUUCAACCAGCGCCUGCAGGGAACACGGGCUUGGAUCGGAGCCACAGAGAUUUACGUCCUCCUCACCUCUCUGGGAAUCAGGUGAGUUAUUUCCAUUCUGUUAGUGGUUUGAGUUCAUCACACCUGCCUGCGACACAUAACAGAAGUGCUCAUCACAAUGAACCAGCUAGAUUUAUCUUUUAUUAAUUUUACAAAUGAUAGACCAAAAUAAAAUAAAAUAAAUCCAGUAUUCAGUUUAUUAAAAACUAGAUUAUAGAUUACAAUCUCUGUUACAAAAAAAAAGUUGGGAUG